This is a messenger RNA of Brenthis ino (lesser marbled fritillary), 1515 nucleotides long. The record is from the annotation of a GenBank genome assembly. Lineage: Eukaryota; Metazoa; Arthropoda; Insecta; Lepidoptera; Nymphalidae.
AUGGCUUCUGGUUCAAAGAAUGACAUUAUGAAUAGAUUGCUUAAUGUAAGGCUUGAGGAAGGUGCAGGAGACGAACAACCACCUCAGAAUAUGCUACCGUCUAAUCAACAAUCGCGACAAGGAAGCCAUAUCGACGAGGAAAGCGGUCACGCAAGCGAACCGAUGCCUUCGUCUUCCGCAAUAGAAAAUCUGCAACCGACUAAUAAUACUGGUGGUCGUCUGCACAAUUGGCAAGCAACAAAAACUACAGUGAAAGAACGUCUAUCUUUUUUGUUUAAUAAUGAAAUUCUGUCUGAUGUCCAUUUUAUUGUGGGCAAAGAUGCAAACCAGCAAGUCAUACCUGCACAUAAGUUUGUGCUUUCUGUUGGAAGUGCUGUGUUUGAUGCUAUGUUCAAUGGAGUUCUGGCUACAAAAUCUGAGGAGGUAGAGUUGCCUGAUGUUGAACCGGCAGCUUUUUUACAUUUACUCAAAUUUCUAUAUUCUGAUGAAGUCAGAAUUGGUCCGGAAAGUGUUAUGACAACUUUAUAUACAGCUAAAAAAUAUGCAGUUGCUGCUUUAGAAGAACACUGUGUCGACUUUCUGAAGAGUAAUCUUGGCACAGAUAAUGCAUUCUUACUUUUAACACAAGCCAGACUGUUUGAUGAGCCGCAGCUAGCAGCAUUAUGCUUAGAAAUGAUUGAUAAAAAUACAACUGAUGCACUAAAUGCUGAAGGUUUUACUGAUAUAGAUCAAGACACCUUGAAUGCAGUCUUAGAAAGAGAUACACUACGAAUCCGCGAGGCCAAAAUCUUUGCAGCAGUUCUGAGAUGGUCCGAAGCAGAAUGUAUCCGAAGACAGCUACCUGUCACACCAAACAACCAAAGAAUGGUUUUAGGCAGAGCAUUCCAUGCAAUACGUUUUCCACUAAUGUCUGUAGAAGAAUUCGCAAUGGGACCAGCUCAAAGUGGCUUGCUUGAUGAUAGGGAAAUUGUUCAAUUGUUCUUAUAUUUCACAGUGAAUCCUAAACCUAAUGUAGGUUUCCUAGAUACGCCUAGAUGCUGCAUGACCGGCAAAGAGCUGACAGUGAACAGGUUCUCCCAAACUGAAUCUCGAUGGGGUUAUAGUGGUACGACUGAUAGAAUUAGAUUUACAGUGGAUCAGCGGAUUUUUGUGGUUGGCUUCGGGCUGUAUGGUUCUUAUUUUGGCCCAACGGAAUAUGAAGUUCAUUUACAAAUAAUUCACCUCGCAACGAAGAAAGUGUGCGGUUCCAACACGACGACGUUCUGCUGCGACGGCACGGAUGACACCUUCCGCGCUAUGUUCAAGGAGCCGGUGGAGAUAUUGCCCAACACUUCUUAUAUUGCCAGCGCUAAACUUAAGGGUACAGAUUCCUAUUACGGCACAAGAGGCUUAAGGCGUGUCCCCGUCGACUGCAACAACGGCGAGAAGGUUGUAUUCCAAUUUUCAUACGCCGCCGGAAAUAAUAAUGGCACUUCCGUAGAGGACGGACAGAUUCCCGCCAUUAUAUUUUAUAUU